CCGCCAGUCGAUCACUAGAACGCCACUUUUUGUCGGAAGCUGGGAAAAUUGAAAAUCGACGUGUUCGAAAAUGUAUGGGUUCGUAAACUACGCUUUGGAGCUAUUAGUCACCAAAACGUACAGUGAGGAAAUAUGGGAAGAAAUAAAAAAAAAAGCCGAAGUUCAGAUGGAGGGACAAUUUCUGGUCCGUCAGAUUUACGAGGACGAGAUCACUUAUAAUCUGAUUCGCGCCGCUGUCGAAAUUCUAAACGUCCCAGCCAAUGCCAUCUUGGAGCUGUUCGGCAAGACAUUUUUCGAAUUCUGUCAGGAUUCCGGCUACGACAAAAUCCUGCAGGUGUUGGGCGCCACUCCGCGCGAUUUCCUGCAGAAUCUCGACGCUUUGCACGAUCAUUUGGGCACUCUCUAUCCUGGCAUGAAAGCGCCCUCGUUCAGGUGCACUGAACGUCCGGAAGAUGGCGCUCUGGUGCUGCAUUACUAUUCGGACAGGCCCGGCCUCGAACAUAUUGUCAUUGGAAUCGUAAAGACUGUUGCCAGUAAGCUCCACGAAACUGAGGUAGAGAUUGAGAUCUUGAAGACAAAAAAAGAAUGCGAUCACGUCCAGUUCCUAAUUACUGAGAAGUCCGGUCCUCAGAGGUCCCUACUUCCUCAGAUUGAUGAAAUCGAGACUCUUUCUUUAGAACCCAAAGUGAGCGCGGCCACAUUCUGCAGGGUUUUUCCGUUCCACAUAACGUUCGACAGGAACCUGCGCAUCUUGCAGACCGGUUCCACCGUUUCGAGGGUCAUUCCCAAGGUCACCGAAGAGAACUGCCUCGUCACCGACGUUUUGGACCCGAUCAGACCUCAUCUGGAACUGACAUUCGAGAACAUUCUUUCUCACAUCAACACCAUCUACGUGCUGAAAACCAAACACGGUGUGAUGCAGGUUAAUGCACCUCCAGAAUAUCGCUUUCUGCGAUUGAAGGGUCAGAUGCUUUACGUUACAGAGACCGAUCUGGUGAUAUUCCUCUGCUACCCUAGCGUGGUCAACCUAGAUGACUUGACCAGGCGAGGAUUGUAUAUCAGUGACAUACCGUUACAUGACGCAACCAGAGACCUGGUUUUGAUGUCCGAACAGUUUGAGGCUGACUACAAAUUGACAAGAAACUUGGAAAUCUUGACAGACAAAUUACAGCAGACCUACAGGGAACUGGACUCUGAGAAGAAGAAGACUGACCAACUGCUAUAUUCAGUGUUACCAAUCACCGUAGCAACUGAACUGCGUCACAACAGACCUGUUCCAGCCAAGAAAUAUGAUGCAGUCACAGUUCUUUUCUCCGGCAUUGUGGGAUUUUCCGAUUACUGUGCAGCCAAUGCCGAUUCUCAGGGAGCCAUGAAGAUCGUGAAGCUGCUCAACGAGCUUUACACCAAGUUUGAUGAUCUCACCGAUUCAAAACGCAAUCCCAACAUUUAUAAGGUAGAGACUGUGGGCGACAAGUAUAUGGCUGUCAGUGGAUUACCGGAGCCAUGUCCUAAUCAUGCUAGGAAUAUAGCUCGUCUAGCUCUGGACAUGAUGGACCUGGGGAAAACCGUCCUCUUCGAUGGAAAACCAGUGAAAAUUACUAUUGGCAUUCACUGCGGCGAGGUUGUCACCGGAGUUAUUGGUCGACGGAUGCCGAGAUAUUGCUUGUAUGGCAACACUGUCAAUCUAACUAGCAGGACAGAAACUACAGGGGUACCAGGAAAGAUCAACGUUUCGGAGGAUGCAUUCAAGAUCCUGAUGGAAGAUGACAAUUACGAUGAUCAAUUUAAGUUUGACUACAGGGGCCCCGUACAGAUGAAAGGCAAAUCAGAACCGAUGAACGUUUAUUUGUUAUCCAGAAACCUAUUUACUAUAUUAGAGACAGAUGUAUAAAUGGAUUUAAAGAAUAAUAAAAUCGAUGUAUUUAUUUAUUGGAGAAUAUGUUAUUAAAGAUGGAUAUUAUUACUAAUCUAUAAUUUUUAUGAUAAACUUGUUUCAGAAUAUACAGGGUGUCCCAGGCUGAGGUUCAUUAGAAGUUUACAGAACUACAACAUCUAGCUCGGAGAUUUUUUGCAGAUUAUAGUUUCACAAUAAUCUAUCAAUUGAAAAUAUUUUCAAUAUGGCGGCACUUCCGGAAAUACCGGAAGUUGACAGCAACUUUCUUAUUUUAAACGGGUGCCCC
This is a messenger RNA of Sitophilus oryzae (rice weevil), 2180 nucleotides long. It is a transcript of the gene Gycbeta100B, whose product is annotated as guanylate cyclase soluble subunit beta-1. The transcript has 14 exons. Gene Ontology annotation, biological process: response to oxygen levels; cGMP biosynthetic process. The coding region runs from base 71 to 1891 and encodes 606 amino acids. The record is from RefSeq and is a predicted model, not a curated record. Gene Ontology annotation, cellular component: guanylate cyclase complex, soluble. Gene Ontology annotation, molecular function: guanylate cyclase activity; heme binding. Lineage: Eukaryota; Metazoa; Arthropoda; Insecta; Coleoptera; Curculionidae.